UAUCACACACGGAGUAAUUAAGCUAAAGGCAUCUACAUAUACACAUUAUCACAAGCUACAUGCGUCCACAAAUCAGUCAUAAGCCAUUCAAAUGGGAAAUGCAACUAACAGCGCAACUACCAAAAGGGAAAAGCAAAGGCAAUUGCCUAAGAGGAUCAUACUGGUGCGGCAUGGUGAGAGUGAAGGGAACUUAGACAAAAAUGUGUACGCCAUCACACCUGACCAUAGAGUCCAACUCACAGAGAAAGGCAAAGAGCAAGGAAAAAAGGCCGGGGAGAUUAUCCGCGGCGUGGUUUGUGACAAAGGAAACUGCACUAGUAAGGUCUAUUUCUAUGUAUCUCCAUUUUUGCGUACCCGGGAAACACUGAAAGAGAUAGGCGCUGCGUUUUGUAGCAGCGAGAUCAUAGGGGUAAGAGAAGAAUGCAGGUUAAGAGAAAUGGACUAUGCCAAAUUUAGGAAUACAGAGAAGAUGGAGGAGUUUAAGAAGGAAAGAGAGAAAUAUGGAAAGUUCUUCUACCGAUUUCCCGGUGGAGAAUCGGCCGCCGAUGUGUAUGACCGGGUUUCAGGUUUUAUCGAUUCUUUAUGGAGGGACAUAGACAUGGACAUGAUUCCCUAUGGUGCCAACGACAACGAGGACCUAAAUGUUGUUCUAAUCAGUCACGGACUGACCAUUCGAGUGUUGCUCAUGAGAAUAUUCAGAUGGACGCCAGAACAAGUUGAUAAUUUAAUAAGUCCCAAAAAUGCCGAGGUUCGAAUUAUGGAGUUAGGGCAUGAAGGUGAGUACAGCCUUGCGUUACAUCAUGAUGAUCAAACCUUAGAGAAAUGGGGACUUUCUGCUGAAAUGAUUGUUGAUCAAAAGUUGAGGGCUUAUGGUCCUGUGGUUGACCUUGACAAGUGCUUCUUCACACGUUACUUUGACCGUCUGGCCGACAAAUAAUUUUGAGGAUGAGAAAAAAUGAAGUAAUUUAACCAAUAAUUCAACUAUUCAGUUGUUUUUGCGGAAGGUUAUGUACCAAACUUCUGCUUUUGUGAUUUCCAUAAUUUUAUGUUGUAAAACCAUUAAAAUUAUUUUGGUUUAAUCUGCUUGUCGUAUAA
Nicotiana attenuata is the source of this 1095-nucleotide messenger RNA. Its product is annotated as phosphoglycerate mutase-like protein AT74. The transcript is spliced from 2 exons. The coding region runs from base 92 to 937 and encodes 281 amino acids. The record is from RefSeq and is a predicted model, not a curated record. Gene Ontology annotation, molecular function: phosphatase activity. Lineage: Eukaryota; Viridiplantae; Streptophyta; Magnoliopsida; Solanales; Solanaceae.